Molecule: messenger RNA, 231 nt
Organism: Melampsora larici-populina 98AG31
Lineage: Eukaryota; Fungi; Basidiomycota; Pucciniomycetes; Pucciniales; Melampsoraceae
Exons: 1
Coding region: 1-231 (76 amino acids)
Source: RefSeq, a predicted model, not a curated record
AUGAAACUCAUCAUUUUUGCAGCAAUCUCUGUGGCAUUCAUGUCAUUUGAUCAAGUUCUUGGUUCAAUGCUUCAUGGAGUUAAAAGUGAAGAAGCAAUGAUGAUAGCUGAUGGGUCCGUUGUCAAACCCAUUGACCACGGCGGACCUACGACAGAACCGGAUGGAUGCCAAGUAUGUAUAGCCUACAACUGGGGAUGUAGCGCUUGUCAACGCAAAAAAAAUGGAAAAUGA